UACAUAGAUGGUGAUGAUGAGGGGUGUUGAGGUGCCAAAACAAAUGAACAUAAAGAAGCUCCAAAAUGCCACAAAAAAACAGUGUCUACGUAGAGAGUGUCUCCUCAACGUAUGGGGGAAAGAUGUAUUUAUCCCUGGGACACACCCGAGACCAGGUGUGUCCCAUUUCGCUGACGACCCUUCCAGCACCGCCCACCGACAUCGUAUUAAGGAAAACAAGAGCAGAGGGAAAGAAUUCAGCACACAGAGUGGGAGGGUCGUCACAAUGUGCACUUUUAAAUUGGGUGGACUGAGACUAAAAAAAAUUGCCACAGACUGAAGUCAAAUCAAAUGUAUUUAUACCAUCAGAGAUGCUCUAAAAGCAUCUGAUAUUCUCAAGUCCAAGUCAAUGCAGAGUCCCCCGUGUCUCAAACAGCAUAGACCUGAAUCCACCUUGUUCAUUGGUCAGCUAGACCAGCUAGACCAUGCUGGUCGGACAAGCUUGACCAGCAUCAGACCAGCACUGACCAGCGAUUGAACAGCAUGGACUAGCUUGAAAUUUAUGCUGGUCUAUGCUUUUUUUUCAGCAGGGUAGCUAACAAGAACUUUUGACCCCAUCCUGUGACCUCUGGCAUGAUCCUCCAUCCUGUUUAUCUCUGCCUGUGCACAGAGACAGACAACACUGGUCAAUACUGGUUAGAGGCAGGGUAGUCUCUUCUGACAGCCGCUGUGGAGGCAGAAAAACAACAGAGAGUCAAUUCAUAGACUUCCAUGAGACUGGUGAAGACAGUGGACUUGGACCCCAGGCAGAACUACAUCCUUGGUUUCCAUCCCCAUGGGAUCCUGGUGGCUGGAGCCUUCACUAACUUCUGCACGUAUGCUACAGGCUUCAGGAAACUGUUCCCUGGCCUGGACAGCUUUCUGCUGAUGCUACCUCUCUGGUUCAGAGCCCCCUUCUUCAGAGACUACAUCAUGAUGGCAGGUCUGAUUCCCUCGGACAAGGAGAGUGCCAGCUAUCUGUUACGUCGACAGGGAGGUGGGAAUGCCGUUGUUAUAGCAGUAGGAGGAGCCCCCGAGGCCCUUGACGCACGCCCUGGCGCCUUCACCAUUCUCUUAGCCAAUAAGAAGGGCUUCAUCAAACUGGCAAUGGAAAAUGGUGCCCAUCUGGUGCCGGUCUUCUCCUUCGGGGAGAAUGAGUUGUUCGACCAGGUGGAAAACUCUCGAGGCACCUGGAUCCGCUUGAUUCAGGACAAACUGCAGAGCUUCAUGGGUAUCUCUCUGCCCCUCUUCCACGCGCGGGGCAUUUUCCAGUACAGCUAUGGUAUCAUGCCCUACAGGAAGCCCAUCAACACUGUGGUGGGACGGCCAAUCAGAGUGGAGAAGAAUGAGAAGCCCACAGUGGAGGAGCUUGACGCCCUCCAUCAGCUCUACACAGAAGAACUCAGCCAGCUGUUUGAGGAGCACAAGGGCAAGUAUGGAGUGCCAGAGGACCAACACCUCAGCUUUGUCUGAGCAGGACUCACAGCCGAGAGAGAAAGAAAGAGAGAGAGA
Messenger RNA from Oncorhynchus mykiss (rainbow trout), 1530 nucleotides. NCBI's taxonomy places the organism in Eukaryota, Metazoa, Chordata, Actinopteri, Salmoniformes, Salmonidae. The record is from RefSeq and is a predicted model, not a curated record.